UUCACAUGCAACAAGCAUGCUGUCAAAUCAACUGUUUCAUGUUUAUAUUGACAACGUAUUUAACAAACUUGGAUUUAAAAUUUUCUGGGUAAUGGCACACCAGCAAAGGAAAACCUCCAUUAAUUAAGCAUUCUAAAGUUCAAGUUUAAACAGUUUAAACUUUAAACUAUUAUUAUUAUAGAAAUACUCAAAAUGGAGUGCUGCCUUAUAUGUGGGGUUGAUCAAACUGCCACACCCACCACGAUUUCGGGAGAGACGCUUGGAUAUCUCUGUGACAAAUUGAAGUUAUCUUAUCCGCUGGGUUGUCAAACGCCAAAUCUCUGUGCACAGUGUGCCCAUUUGUGGGAGGAUUUAUGCCCCCUAUACUCUCACAUGCAAGGUCUUAUCAGCUUGGUGGAUAAGAAAGUUGAGCAAUUCCGUGAGCGCAACGAUAUCAGGAAACAAAAUGAUCAGUUAAGGAAGAAACUGAAAGAGUCAGAAUCUACUUUACGUGAUUUUGUUCGAGUGAAGAUUCUGAAAGAAGAACCAAUCGAAAUUGUGGGUACAGAUGAAGAGACGGAUGAAACUUUUGCUCAAGUUAAGUCGGAUGACAAUGCUUGUUGUAUUAUUGAUGGUUCCGAAUCCGAAGGCGACGAUGGGGACCAAGAUACUAGUCCAGAUUUUUUUCAAUCAAUCUUAUCACCAACUGAAAAUGAGAUUUCAAGCCCCUCGCCUUCCCCCAUUGAACAAAGUAAGGAACAAGAACAAAAGGCAAACGACUCUAUUCGUAGGACUAAAAGGAAGGUUAAUAAUAGCGACGCUAGGGGAUGCUUAGCUCCAUCCAACAAGCGACAGCGUCGUGAAGAUUUCAAACUUCCAGUGGGAGAAACAUUUCCAAGUAUACAUGUUGCACAAGCCUUUAUUUCAUUGACAAAAGGGUGGAGUCCGAACAAGGGUUGGACGGAUGCAGAGGGAAAGAAGUUUGACUAUUGUUGCAAAUAUUACUGGUGUGGUGCUUGCUUGCAAAUUGUUGCCCCCGUCAACUCAAAAAAGUGUCAUCUGGAACAUAUAGGAACGGAUCAUGACCAUUCUGCUAAUGUUAAGAGACCAACCUACGGAAUCCCUUCCGUAAUCAAGGAGCAAAUUAUUAAACUGGUUGAACAAGGAAUAAAAGAACACAAACUACCACAUUCGUUGAUCAUGGGUAUUGACUCGAAAUCGAGGGAAGACCGCAGUUCGUCCGAAGAACGUGUGGGGAUGAGAAUGGUCGAUGGAAUAUGUCGCAAAUUCCGCGUAUCCAAAGUAUUUCGAGAAAAUACUGACCGCAUCAACUCAAUGUGUUUCGCCCCCGGUGGUGACCUACUAAUCAGUUCCGCGGAGGAUGACCAAAUCGUUAUUUACGAUUGUGAAAAGGGAACGCAAAAACGUGUCCUCAACUCAAAAAAGUAUGGCGUUGACCUCAUUCACUUUACUCACGCCAAGAACACGGCGAUCCAUUCGUCGACAAAGAUUGACGACACGAUUCGAUACCUAUCCCUACAUGAUAACAAAUAUCUACGCUACUUUCCUGGACAUACCAAAAAAGUUACAACAUUAUGCAUGUCGCCCAUGGACGACACAUUUUUGAGUGGAUCUCUCGACAAGACGUUGCGACUUUGGGAUCUACGAUCACCCAAUUGCCAAGGAUUGAUGCAUCUGUUGGGGAAACCGGUGGCCGCAUUUGACCCUGAAGGACUCAUCUUUGCUGCCGGAGUUAACAACGAGAGUGUCAAAUUGUAUGACUUACGUUCAUUUGAAAAGGGUCCAUUUUCAACAUUCAAAUUCGCCUAUGAAAAAGAUAACGAGUGGGCAUCGCUUAAAUUCUCACCGGAUGGAAAGACGAUAAUGAUUUGCAGUUAUGGAUCUAUAAUACGAUUAGUUGACUCAUUUCAUGGAACACCCCUCCAAACGUUUACUGGAUUCGUAAAUAACAAGAAUUUACAUAUUGAAGCCACAUUCAGUCCAGAUUCACAGUUCGUCUUUUCUGGAAGUUCGGAUGGGUUGAUUCAUGUAUGGAAUGCAGAACAUGGACAUAAGGUAUGCGUUCUCAACGGCGAUCAUACCGGUCCUGUACAGUGUGUUCAAUUCAACCCUAAAUAUAUGAUGAUGGCGACGGCCUGUACAAACAUGUCCUUUUGGAUCCCCCUCAUUGAGGAAUGAUCAAAGUCAACCCAGUCAUACUAUCAUCAUCAUCUCAUAAAUAUUAGAGUGACGAAAUUCUGGACCUAUAUCUGAUUCUAACCACUUUUCGACACACUGACAGAAUUAUAAUUACAGUUUACAUAUUACCUAGAUAAAGUUUAAUUUGACUAAUUUAUCAUUGAUUAAAUAAUUACUAGUUUUAUACAUAUUGCCUACAUAAAUAUAUACACACAUUACAGUAGCUUGUCAUACACAUAAUUUGAUCCAUAUAUGUCUAUUUUCUGUUAUAUUUAAUAAAUUGUCAAAUGAUUUCAGAA
This is a messenger RNA of Folsomia candida, 2477 nucleotides long. RefSeq lists its product as uncharacterized. Bases 193 to 2178 code for a protein of 661 amino acids. NCBI's taxonomy places the organism in Eukaryota, Metazoa, Arthropoda, Collembola, Entomobryomorpha, Isotomidae. Gene Ontology annotation, cellular component: Set1C/COMPASS complex. Gene Ontology annotation, molecular function: chromatin binding; protein binding. The transcript is spliced from 11 exons. The record is from RefSeq and is a predicted model, not a curated record.